CUAGGGGAAAAUGACGGACAAGCUUCCCCCUCCCCUUCUGGCCCUUUUCCAACCCCGGCCGCCCUUGCGCUGGGUUACGCCCAUCGAUCGUGCGCCCGACGACAUCAAGAAGAGCAAACUUUCUGGCGUCGCCCAGUUCUUACCCGAAGUGAAGAAGACGGCCGAGGAGACCGAAUACAACCCGGCAGAAACAUGGCUGCAGCGCAAAUUGCGCCAAAAGGCGGAGAAGAAAGAGCAAUUGCAUAAGCAUCUCACUGAGGGUCUUGCAGCUUAUGACCCAAAUUCUGAUCCCCAAGCACGUGGGGAUCCAUUCAAGACGCUCUUCGUCUCUCGUUUAAGCUAUGAAGCUACUGAACAAGAUCUGGAGCGGGAGUUUGGACGAUUCGGUCCCAUUGAACGAAUCCGCAUUGUUAAAGAUACCGUUACCCCCAAAGGCGCGAAGAAGCCCCACCGAGGAUACGCAUUUAUCGUCUAUGAGCGCGAGAAGGAUAUGAAAGAUCUCAUUCAUAAAUUAGCGGCCUACAAGGAAACAGAUGGUAUCAGAAUCAAAGACCGACGCGUCUUGGUUGAUGUUGAACGUGGUCGGACAGUCAAGGGCUGGAAGCCCCGUCGGUUUGGUGGUGGCCUAGGGGGCCGAGGUUACACAAAAGCAUUACCUUCACGUCCUAUUGGCCCUGGAGGCUUUGGUCCACCAUCUGGUCCAGGUGGUUAUGGCGGCGGAUUCCGUGGUGGUUUCAGAGGAGGUUCCAGAGGAGGGUUUCGUAAUGACCGUGGCUUUGGGCCUCGCGGCGGCAUUGGGUAUCAAGGUGGCCGUAGCGGAUUCGGUGGCCAGGCGCCGCCAAACGCUCCGUCAGGACCAGGAGGUGGGCGCAGUGGAGGUUAUGGUGGCCGUUCGGAUCGUGGUGGAACUGGGAGCAAUCGUGAACCUAUUAGGCCUCGGGAUAGCUACGGUGAUCGUGACAGGCGUGACCGAGACCGCGAUGGCGACCGUCGAGACCGUGAUAGAGACAGCUAUCGGUACCGCGACCGUGAUCGCGAGCGCGAAAGAUACGGCAGCAGAGAAGACCAAGGACGAAAGAGAUACCACGAAGACGAUUCAUACGAUGAUUCCCGUGCCAAGCGGCGAUACUAA
Messenger RNA from Aspergillus nidulans FGSC A4, 1132 nucleotides. RefSeq names its product U1 small nuclear ribonucleoprotein 70 kDa. Gene Ontology annotation, molecular function: U1 snRNA binding; nucleic acid binding; RNA binding. The record is from RefSeq and is a predicted model, not a curated record. Gene Ontology annotation, cellular component: nucleus. Bases 11 to 1132 code for a protein of 373 amino acids. The transcript is spliced from 4 exons. Lineage: Eukaryota; Fungi; Ascomycota; Eurotiomycetes; Eurotiales; Aspergillaceae.